Messenger RNA from Effrenium voratum, 747 nucleotides. NCBI's taxonomy places the organism in Eukaryota, Dinophyceae, Suessiales, Symbiodiniaceae. The record is from the annotation of a GenBank genome assembly.
AUGGUGCCAAGACUCGAUGGAACCCACGCACCAAAAACCCCGCGGAAGAGCAGCGAUGAGCUGGGCUCGAGCCUUCGCGCAGCUGUCAGCGCCCUGCUGCUGCGCAGCCCGGAGGAGAAGAGCGGGGACAGUGUGCAUGUUGUCCAGCUGUCUGUGGACGCGGUCAUUCCGGCCGUGCACAAGUUGGACACCCCGGCCUUUGUGGGGUCGCCCAAAGCCGGGGGGAAAGCUGUGCCGCGGUGGCUGAGGGAGCGUCUUCUGGACCCGGGCUUCAGCAACCUCUCGCCGAAGUCAGGACAACCGGGCCCGGGGAAUGAGGAGCUGCAAGUCUACCAAGACGGCAUCGUGGAUUUGAUCGCGGGGCUUCACUUGACGCACGUGACUGCCAACCAGGAGUACGCGGACGUCUUCUGCAAGCUGAUGCCGGACCUGGCCACCCUGCAACUGGAGCACUGCGGGGACGUCAUGGCCGAGUUUCCGCUUGGGGGCGUCCUGAAGAUCUACAGGAUCGUGAAGGCCAUCGACCAGGCCCAGGCCCAGGGCCUGGCGGACCGGAACCGGACCAGCUUCCCCUUCCAAAUGCUGGACGCCGAGCACAUCGUGGUCAUCCAGUUCCCGCGGCGCAAGCUGGCCUUCGUCUUUGCGGACCCGGUGGUGGCCCAACGGUUCCUCCUGACGCUGGAGGUCUUGAUCGGGCACGUGCAGGAGGAGCACGCAAAGCCGAAGCGAGUCCAGCCCCUCUUCUGA